GAAAUCCUCAGCGCAGUAUCCAAGGAUUUGAGCCGCCGUCAACAUGACGUCCGCAACCCCUCCAAAACACCAGACUCUCGAGAUCUUGGACCUCAGCUCCCCACCAGCAUUCACUAAGCCCUCGAAGCGCAUCAACGAAGGCUCCGACGUCGCACGCUUCCUCACCAGCCUCGCCUACCGCGAUAUCGGAAUCUUCAUCCUCCAGCUUAACCACGCCUUAUGUCCUCGAAACCAAACACCGUCACCCCUCCCCCGCACCUUUCCCCUCAAUUCGAAACCGCCGACGUCGCUGUCCGUCCAAGCUCUACAGAACCUUUUGGCAAAGGUCGAGAACUUCAUCGACCAAGCACCGCCUGACCCCGGUCCUCGACGAUUUGGAAAUGUCAGCUUUCGAAAGUGGUAUGCUAUCUUUGAGGAGCAUUUGGACGAGCUGUUAGGAGAAGGGCUUCUAGGUGAAACACUCAAGAUUGGCGAUGGAAAGGCGAAAGUGGAAGUCUCUAGCUACCUACUUGGUGGUUUCGGCAGCGUUCAAAGAUUAGACUAUGGAACUGGGCAUGAGCUCAGCUUUAUAGCAUUUCUUGGGUGUCUAUGGAAGCUGGGUUACUUCAAGGAUGGACAGCAAGGAGGCGAGAUCGAGCGCGAGAUCGUCCUCAAGGUUAUCGAACCAUAUCUCAACGUGGUGAGAAAACUCAUCCUAACCUACACUCUCGAACCCGCUGGUUCCCACGGCGUCUGGGGCCUCGACGAUCAUUCCUUCAUGCCAUACGUAUUCGGCUCCGCGCAACUUACACGACCCAUAAACGAUGACGAGCCGAUGCCUUUGGAGGGAUCUGUUAAAGGUGCGCCGAAGCCUAGCGACGUUACCAAAGCCGCUGUGGUGGAGGACCAGCGACAGGUCAACAUGUACUUUUCUGCCAUUGGCUUCAUCAACGAUGUUAAGAAGGGCCCAUUUUGGGAACACAGUCCUAUUCUCUUUGAUAUCUCCGGUAUUCGAGACGGCUGGGGCAAGAUCAACAAGGGUAUGAUCAAGAUGUUCAACGCUGAAGUGCUGUCUAAGUUCCCCGUUGUCCAGCACUUCCCAUUCGGUUCCCUCUUCUCUUGGGAUGUUGAUCCAGAUGCUGCAACUCCGGCACAAAGCGUCCAUAUGGCGAACCAGCCAACCACAGCAGGCCCAGUACCUUCAGGGCCCGGAACAGCUGCACCAUGGGCUCAAGCUGCCAGAAUGCCAGUUCCACCAGUAGCCGGCAUUCCCUAUACUCGGAUGCCACCGCCAGGACCCAGUUCAGGGUCACUUGCUAGACCACCUCGAGGCGCUGCGCCUACGAGUGAAUCUACGAGUGCACAAAUCACUGUUACCAAAGCACCGUGGGCUAGAGAUUCAUAGGGGAUACAUAUACCAGCAUCUGGAGAUUUUAGCAUAUUAGGGAGUCAAGGACUGGACAUAGAUAUUGAUUUGCGCAUUCGAU
Messenger RNA from Fusarium oxysporum Fo47, 1466 nucleotides. Its product is annotated as peptidylprolyl isomerase RRD1. Gene Ontology annotation, molecular function: peptidyl-prolyl cis-trans isomerase activity; protein tyrosine phosphatase activator activity. The coding region runs from base 44 to 1384 and encodes 446 amino acids. The transcript has 2 exons. Gene Ontology annotation, biological process: mitotic spindle organization. Lineage: Eukaryota; Fungi; Ascomycota; Sordariomycetes; Hypocreales; Nectriaceae. Gene Ontology annotation, cellular component: nucleus; cytoplasm; protein phosphatase type 2A complex. The record is from RefSeq and is a predicted model, not a curated record.